Molecule: messenger RNA, 927 nt
Organism: Nyctereutes procyonoides (raccoon dog)
Lineage: Eukaryota; Metazoa; Chordata; Mammalia; Carnivora; Canidae
Gene: ARL13A
Product: ADP ribosylation factor like GTPase 13A
Exons: 8
Biological process (GO): non-motile cilium assembly; receptor localization to non-motile cilium
Cellular component (GO): ciliary membrane; non-motile cilium
Molecular function (GO): GTPase activity; GTP binding
Source: RefSeq, a predicted model, not a curated record
AUGUUCCAGCUGCUGACUUCCAGCUGGUCUCGGCUAAAGACAACUGAAGAGACAUGAAGGAAUGUGACCACCAUCAUCAUUGGAUUGGACAACUCAGGCAAAACAGUUCUUGUGGAGGCUUUCCAAAGAUUACUUCCCAGUAGGAUGGACAAUUGUGUCAAAUCUGAAUUGACUAAACUGCUGGAUGAGUAUGAAGUUUCCAUCUAUGACCUGAACGGAGACAUGAAGGGCCGAAAAAUCUGGCCAAACUACUAGGCGCAGGCACACGGACUUAUUUUUGUCCUGGAUUCCAGUGACUUAGGAUGCAUGCAGGAAGUGAAGAUCAUCUUGACACAUCUACUGUCUGAUACAAGGGUGGUGGGGAAACCUAUCCUAUUGCUAGCCUGGCAAACAAACAAGAAGGACGCCCUCCUACCUUGUGAUACUAUUGAGUAUCUACUCCUAAAAAGGCUAGUGAAUGAGAACAAGUCCCUGUGCCAAGUGGAACCCUGUUCAGCCAUCAAAAACCUCCAAAGAAGGAACCAUCAGCCCAUAAUUGAAGGGCUGCGCUGGCUAUUAGCUGCCAUUGGGGAUAAAUAUGAAGAGCUGUGUACUUGCCAACAGCCACUCACCUCAAGCAUUCCAACCUCCAAGGGCACCAGAGGCUCUGGGGAAAGAUGCUCAUCAGACAGCUUUGCUACCAGGAUGGGAAUGUCCAAAGAAAAAAGACAGCAGCACCUAGGACAAUGCUCAGUGGAAGCUAGGCCCCUAAAGCCAAUUCUACAGCCGUCAAAUGAAGCUUAUACAUGUCGAGGGGCUCAAGAAAAGUUAGGUGGCAUCCAUUUGAGAAGGAAAAUGACCUUGGCAAAGAAGAAUAGAGGAGUAUUGGUAGUAUUUACUAUUACUACAACUAUUACUUGCAUCAUCAGUACCACAGCCACCAUUUGA